Molecule: messenger RNA, 799 nt
Organism: Brassica oleracea var. oleracea
Lineage: Eukaryota; Viridiplantae; Streptophyta; Magnoliopsida; Brassicales; Brassicaceae
Exons: 5
Coding region: 122-799 (225 amino acids)
Molecular function (GO): zinc ion binding
Source: RefSeq, a predicted model, not a curated record
UUAAGAUCCGUUCUCGUGCUUGCGCUCUCUCUUCGUCUCUUCCUCUUCUAGCUUUUGUUUCGCCUUCGAAAUCGUAACUAAGAUUCUCUCUUGGAUUCCCAGAUACUUUACUCUAUUCGCAAUGGUGGACGCAAGGUGUAAUACGUGCAGCAACCCUACGCGUUUCAAUUUUUGCUGGUUCCAUACGGAAAGAAGAUUAUGUGUGAUGUCAAGAAAUGACUCAGCUGACUACGCUUGGAAUCAAGAUGGCCAUUUACAUUCACCCCUCUGCCGUUCCUGCCGUCUUCAACCGGCUGUGAUAACUUGCCGCGACGACAACUCCGUACUCUGCUACGGUUGUUUUCAACGAAACAGCAGGAACUGUGUCACAUACAACCAUCGAGUCUUGGUCAUACCUUUUUCAUCACACGUGACUUGUGUGCAGGAAUCUUCACAAGUGAAUUUUCCUCAGGCAGUUCGUUUGCCCAUGUAUAGACCUCCCCAGCCCCAGCCUGACCUGAACUUAGACUUGCACUUGCAGCUUCCUGGUCCCUCUGCUGGUCCUGGCCCCUCUGCUGGUCCUGGCCCCUCUGCUGGUCCUGGUCCCUCUGGUGGUCCUGGUACCUCUGGUGGUACAAGAAGGAGGAGUGAAGGGAUACAGAACAAGAAGAACGAACAACUGGGAGCGCUUCCUUUAUUGCCAGUUCAGGCAAUGACUCAGCAGGCAACUAGGAAUGCUAGACGUGUCUAUGUUGGUGGCCUUCCACCCACUGCAAACAAACAGGUUUUGUUACUUUUUUUUUUUUUUUUUUUUUUUUAA